CGGUGACGUCGGUAGGUACUUAACCCCACAAAAUUUUCUUUUGCCGACCGAGAUCUCACACGAGACAAAGACACUACUACAUUCGCAGGCACAUUUGGUUCAUUAUAUCGACUCACAAGAUAUUCCAGGCGGCGAUCCUAGAAUCCAGUUUCAAGAAAGCGCCCCCGUCUCUCAGCCCAAAUGCCGACAGAGCUGGAGGAGCUCGUCGAGUUCCUCCACCAUGGAAACACUCAGAUCAGACAAAUAGCCGUUGAAAACCUGGUCGGGUUCUCAACAUCUCAGCCCUCAUUAUUCAAGCGCCAGCAACUCCUACCUGUCCGAGAUAUGAAACUGCUUGUGCGCGACUACUCGCCGAUCGCAAAGAAUGUCCUGACUAUGCUGGUUAAUCUGUCGGCCGAUAAUGAGAUACUUCAACUUCUAGCGGAGGAUGAUGCGUUUCUAGAGACAUUGUUGGUCAAGUUGACGAACCCCAAAGAGCCAAACGCGAACGAGAUAGCGAUGCUUCUCGCAAACCUCGCCAAAUCGGAUAGUAUGCAAAGGAUUAUAAAGAUGGAGAGAAGAGUGCCCGAGGGGGUGUCAGACUCAGCAAAAGCUAUGGACCAGCUUAUGGAUUGCUUCGUCAAGGGCGCGGAAGGGUCCCUGAACAAGCAUGCUGAUUACGACUACCUGUCUUACCUCUUCGCAGACCUCUCGAAAACGGAGGAAGGCCGCGCUUAUUUUACGACAAGACAGGCAUAUGAUGACGUCGUUCCAAUCACGAAGCUCACGGUAUUCACGGAACAUAAGAGUGAUAUCAGGAGAAAGGGAGUCGCCUCGACCAUCAAGAACGUAUCCUUUGAUGUGUCCUCGCAUCCAAUGCUCCUUGCAGAGGACGGGGCAAAUCUUUUACCUUAUGUUCUUUUGCCAAUCACCGGACCCGAGGAGUUCACAGACGAGGAAUCUGCAUCGAUGCUGCCAGAUCUACAGCUACUACCGCCAGAUAAGCAGAGAGACACAGACACCAGCAACAUCGUUACCCAUCUCGAAACUCUAAUGUUGCUAACCACCUCACGAGAAGGGCGGGAUAAGAUGCGCGAGGUAAAUGUGUAUCCGAUCGUAAGGGAGUGUCACCUCCAUGUGGAUGAUGACGAUGUCCGUGAAGCUUGCGAUAGGCUGGUGAAUGUAAUUAUGAGGAACGAGGAAGGGGAGGAAGACGCCGAACUCGAGAAAGCUAGGGCAGAAGCGCUGGGGCAACCGCAGCACGAGCAAGCUGACGAUGAUGACAAGGUCGUUGAAUUGUUCUGAAUGCUGCAGCAUCAAGGCAUAGAUCACUUCGUUUUUUUCUCAUUUACACUUGGUGACACAUUGGGCUGUAUUUCUUUCAAGUGUUUGGCACAACCAAAAAUAGAGGCUAUAUGAUUCCAUCAAUGCAAUUCUUUGACACCACCGAUCCAGCAAUUUUGAGAAAAUACACGAGCGUACAACUGCGGCGGUUUAUUGGUUCCAUCUCUUUCGCAGUGUUAAUGUUGGGUUCCGUCUUCCGUUCCUUCAUUUUCUUUCUAUGCUCGGCCCUAAUCAUCUUGCCUUUCUAAACGCCGUUUGUUGUCUUGAGUACGCCCUUUAUAUUAAAUCACCAUAGAUUUGGUACAGUGCUACGAGGUAAUUAUAGAGACAUCUACUGGUUGC
This is a messenger RNA of Paecilomyces variotii, 1665 nucleotides long. Its product is annotated as DNA-binding protein HGH1. The record is from RefSeq and is a predicted model, not a curated record. The transcript is spliced from 5 exons. Bases 181 to 1284 code for a protein of 367 amino acids. Lineage: Eukaryota; Fungi; Ascomycota; Eurotiomycetes; Eurotiales; Thermoascaceae.